Cavia porcellus (domestic guinea pig) is the source of this 3604-nucleotide messenger RNA. RefSeq names its product coiled-coil domain containing 146 (gene Ccdc146). Lineage: Eukaryota; Metazoa; Chordata; Mammalia; Rodentia; Caviidae. The record is from RefSeq and is a predicted model, not a curated record. Bases 420 to 3287 code for a protein of 955 amino acids. Gene Ontology annotation, cellular component: cytoskeleton. The transcript is spliced from 19 exons.
GACUCACAUUCCAUGCCUACUUCCGCCCCUCUCGCGAUAGCCUAAGGGAUAUGUAGUUCUAAGGGAGCCAGACGUCCAGAUGCUCUGAUAGAGCAAAAACUACAUGUCCCUAGAGGCAAUGCGCGGUGUAGGCGGGGUGGAUAUUAGACAGGGCUUGUACCUCGCGCUCCCUUCACCUCAAGCCUAUUGACCAUUGGAGCAGCUGGGAGAGGCGGGGAAUUACGCAAAAAUCCAACUGGCCAAUGGAAAGUGUGGGAGGGGCAAGAUUGCUAUAGCUGCGUAAUCACCUUGGAUACCGAAGACGCUACUUUUUGUUUGGAGAGGUGAAGCUUUGGAGCGAGACCCAGGAGGUCAAAAUCCAAAGAGGAAAAAUAAAAGCCUAAAUAAGGACCAGAACCAAGGGAAGGGAAUUGUGAGACAUGGGCGAUAGCUCCACAGACACGGAGAAAGAAGAGGAAGAGGAGGAUGAAAAGUCUAAAACAGACGUUGGCCAUGCCAUAGUGCCCACCAUCAACAUUCAGGAUGAGCGGCUCGUUGAUUUAUCUACAACCCCAGCUUUCCUCUGCCUGAAUGAGUUACACACUAUGGGAAAACUUCCUGGAACCAGAAUGGCAGAGUUAAAAGCCAAGUACAUGCUGCUGCACGACACGGUGAUGAGUACUCAAGAGUCCGAGGUCCAGCUGCUACAGAACGCCAAGCGCUUCACCGAGCAGAUCCAGCAGCAGCAGCAACACCUGCAGCAGGCGGAUGGUUUCCCCGAGGCACUGUCCACCGAGGUCUCCAAGAUGCGGGAACAGCUGCUCAAGUACCAAAAUGAGUACAAUGCCGCGAAGGAGAGAGAGUUCCACAACCAGUACCGACUAAGCAGCUUAAUGGAAGAAAAGAACCUCAUAUUGAAGGAAUUUGAGAAGAUACCUAAGCCAGGAGAAAUGGAGAAGAAGAUGAAACUGCUGAGAGAAAGCACUGAAGAAUUACGCAAGGAAAUCAUGCAGAAGAAAUUAGAAAUUAAAAACUUGCGGGAAGAUUUGACCUCUAAGCAAAAGCAACUGGUCAAGGAGCAGAAGGAACUGGAAGAGGUGUUGGAGCACCAGGUUGUCCUGAAGGAUGAAGUGGUCCAACAUCAAAACAUUCCUAUGCAGAUUGCAAAAGAGAUAGAAAAAAUGACACGCAAAAAAGUAGAACUGGAAAGAAAGAAACUUGUCUUGGAAUAUGAAGUCAAAGAGCUAAACAACUCCCUCAAGAAGGUGGAGAGCAAAGUCAGCGUUCUGGUGGAAGAGAAGGAGGACGUGGUGAAGGAGGUGGAAGGCAAGCGGGCCUUACUGGAGGUCAGGGAGCGCGAGUACCACCAUCUGGUCCGGCUGCUGGAGCUGACCCAGGAGAAUGAGGCCUCGUCGCUGACCGAGAGAGGGAUCUUGGACCUCAGUUUACGAAACAGUCUCAUCGACAAGCAGAACUACCACGAUGAGCUUUCUCACAAGCAGAGAGAGAAGGAUCGGGAUUUCCGGAAUCUGAAAAAGACAGAGCUCCUCCUGAAAAUGUCCUGCGAAGCCCUUGCGCAUACUCAGGCCUUGCAUCAGAGGCUGCUGUUGGAGAUGGAAGCGAUCCCUAAAGAUAAUUCCAUGUUAUCUGAGAGAAGGCGAGAGCUCCACAAGGAAGUUGAAGUCGCUAAGAGGAAUUUGGCCCAGCAGAAAAUUCUAUCGGAAGCUGACUCCAAGUUAGUAGAGCAACAACUUGCCGAAGAAAACAAGCUUAUAAAGAACCAAGAAAACUUGCGAAAUCUGGUGUUCAACCUUGUCCAUGUGAUAAAAGUCAAAACUGAUGAAAAGGAGCAAAAGUCCAAGGAUUUCUUGAAAGCUAAGCAAAAAUACAACAACCUCGUUAAGGAAAUCAGAUCGAAGGAUCUUGAAAUCAGAGUCCACAAGAAGAGAAGACGUGAAAUUCAUCGGAGGCUCAAAGAAUUCGCUAAACUGUAUGACGCGAUUCGAAACGAAAGGAACAAGUUUGUUAACCUGCUCCACAAAGCUCACCAGAAAGUCAACGAAAUAAAAGAAAGGCAUAAGAUGUCACUAAAUGAGCUAGAAAUUUUAAGAAGCAGUGCAGUCGCUCAAGAAAGAAAGCUACAAAAUAGCCUGCUGAAACAGGCCAACAGCAUCACCAUCAGAGAGAGCAUGCGCAGCGAUGUAUGCAAGAUUGUAUCGAAAGUUCAGGAAAUGAAGGAGAAGAAGGAAACGCAGUUAAACAACCUGGACAGGCUGGCGCACACCAUCACCUUGUUAGAGGAAGAGAUGGUGCAGCUCCGCAAAAAGUACGAGAAAGCUGUCCAGCGGAGAAAUGAAAGUGGCAUCCAGCUGAUAGAACGGGAAGAGGAAGUGUCCAUCUUUUAUGAAAAAAUAGACAUCCAAGAGAAGCUGAAACUGGAUGGCGAGAUGGAAAUACACAUCCUGGAGGAAAAGAUCCGGUUCCUGAAGCUGAAGAUUGCAGAGAAGCACAGGCAGAUUCACGUGUCGCAGAAAUUACUGCCGGCAAAGCAAGCCCUGGACCAGGAGCUGGCCGUGCUCCAGAUUCAGUUUUCACAGUGUACAGACAGGAUAAAAGACCUGGAGAAACAGUUUAUAAACCCUGAGGGUCAGAACAGAGCUCGCCUCCUCACAGGGAAAGACCUGACCCAAGAAGAAAUGAUCAAAAAAUUAGAUGAGCUUGAACUUCAGCUGGCCAAGAAGGAGGAGAAGUUACUGGAGAAGGAUUUCAUCUACGAACAAGUCACCAGACUCACGGACAGGCUCUACAGCAAAACUGAGGCCUGCAAGCUGGACACCCUGCACUUGGCCAAGAAGAUGAACGGCUAUCAGAGGAGGAUCAAAACCACUACGGAAAAGAUGAUGGCUCUCAUCGCUGAGCUGUCCAUGAAGCAGGCCUUGACCAUUGAACUCCAGAAGGAAGUCAGGGAGAAGGAGGAAUUCAUCUUCUCUUGCAAUUCCAGGAUAGAAAAGGGGCUGCCACUCAAUAAAGAGAUUGAGACGCAAUGGCUGAAGGUUCUUCGAGACGAGGAGAUGUACGCCUUGGCAGUGGCUGAGAGGUCCCAGGAGUUCUUAGAAGCAGAGAAUCGCCAGAUGCCCAACAGCGUUUACACGACAGCAGAGCAGCGCCCGAAUGCCUACAUCCCCCAAGCCGAUGGUACUCUUCCUCUGCCCAAACCCUACGGCGCUCUGGCUCCCUUUAAGCCCAGCGAGCCUGGAGCCAACAUGAGGCACAUACGGAAGCCUGUUGUGAAGCCCAUUGAAAUCUGAAUGCGUGAAGGGGUCCGGCUCCCCAGACAGAGGACACAACAAGGCUUCUUCACACCUAUGCCUGGAGAAUGUGCGUGUGACACUUGUAACAUUCCGGGAGACGAGUGCCAUCAACCCCAGGGUGCAGCGCGGUCUGGUGUUAUCACCAGCUCCCACCCUUUGCACUGUGUUCAGUAGGACGCAGAAUGGCCCUGCGAUUGUGUCACAGAAUUGCUCCUGCAAUUCCUUUCCACUCUUUACACUGAUGUUUAGAAACACAGAGUAUGCAAAGUGCUCUAAACGGGCAGAAUAAAUAAAUUUUCAAGGAGGUCCAGAAA